This is a messenger RNA of Myotis lucifugus (little brown bat), 1055 nucleotides long. RefSeq names its product coiled-coil domain-containing protein 9-like. Bases 289 to 1023 code for a protein of 244 amino acids. The record is from RefSeq and is a predicted model, not a curated record. The transcript has 7 exons. NCBI's taxonomy places the organism in Eukaryota, Metazoa, Chordata, Mammalia, Chiroptera, Vespertilionidae.
GCAGGGGGCUUUGGGAGUUCAGCCAGGCACUCACCCCGACAUCACUCUGAUGUUUGCUCCCAGGAGAUCGAGGAGGAUCGUAAAAAAGCUGAACUGGAGGGCGUCGCCGUGACAGCUCCCCGGAAGGGCCGCUCGCUGGAGAAGGAGAAUGUGGCUAUUGACGUGGAGAAGAACCAGGGUCCUUUCCGGAGGGCUCCUGGGACCCCUCGGCCCCCGGGGACCCCUCGGCCCCCGGGGACCAGCAGGGGAGGAGGCCGGACUCCCCCCCAGCAGGGGGGCCGGGCAGGCAUGGGCCGGGCCUCCCGCACCUGGGAGGACAGUCCUGGGGAGCAGCCUCGAGGAGGAGCUGGUGGCCGCGGCCGGAGGGGCCGGGGCAGAGGGUCCCCUCAUCUCUCUGGAGCUGGAGAUACCUCCGCUGCCGACCGCAAAUCCAAGGAGUGGGAGGAGCGGCGCAAGCAGAACAUCGAGAAGAUGAACGAAGAGAUGGAGAAGAUUGCGGAGUAUGAGCGCAACCAGCGGGAAGGCGUGCUGGAGCCCAACCCGGUGCGGAACUUCCUGGACGACCCCCGGCGGCGCAGCGGGCCCCUGGAGGAGCCGGAGCGGGACCGCCGGGAGGGCAGCCGCAGGCACGGGCGCAACUGGGGGGGCUCGGACUUUGAGCGCGUGCGCUGCGGCCUGGAGCAGGAGCGGCAGGGCCGCCGGGCUGGCCUGGGCGGUGCCAGUGACAUGACACUCUCCAUGACGGGCCGGGAGCGGUCAGAGUACCUGCGCUGGAAGCAGGAGAGGGAGAAGAUCGACCAGGAGCGGCUGCAGAGACACCGCAAGCCCACCGGCCAGUGGCGGCGGGAGUGGGAUGCUGAGAAGACCGAGGGGAUGUUCAAGGAUGGCCCAGCCGCUGCCCUUGAACCAGCUCACCGCUAUGAUGACCAGGCCUGGGCCCGGCCCCCCAAGCCACCGACUUUCAGGGAGUUCCUGUCUCAGCGCAAAGCUGAGGUCAGCCGCUGGAGAAGAAGAGCAGCCUGACCCCAGGCCAAGGCAAUCGCCCGUGCCUACAG